AAGUCAUACCCUUGUCACCUUUAGGUCCUUUUUUCAAAGAAACCUCUUUCUCAUCACAAGGUGGUGUGAUGUGUCCUUCCUUAACCCCCGCUGCUGGGGUGACAGGCAAACAGACAAAGCCUCCAGGAGCAGAUGCCUGGUGCCUUGAUCCCUCGGGAGGACAGGCUGCCUGAGGGGAUACUGAUUGCUGCCGGGUCUGUAAAUCGAGGGGACAGCUAAAGCCCAAAGCUGCUUCUAAGAGAGGUUAGAAUUUCAUCAGAAAGCAAGUCUGGUCACAUGAGAAUUUCUGGCACUGUGUGCAUGGCAGGCUGGACACCAGCCUGCCGGAACUGAGCGAGUGGAUCGUACUGGCCUCAGCAGAGGAGAGAAGUCCCAGCCUGGCCUGGGGGAAGGAGCUGCCGGACUGCGGGCGGGAGAGGGCAGCUGCUGCCACGGACGGGACGCUAACGCCCAAGCCCCUUUCUUCUAACCCUGAAGAAAGUGUGUGGUCCAGGGACUGAAGACCGAAAGAUGCCUAAGGAAUGCAAUGCCUUCCACGCCCUCUCGGCAGCUCUCUGCUGCUUCUAUCACCGCAAGUCUUUCCUGGGAGUCAAGUUCUCCAAGGAGAGGCACGUCAUGGACAGGACCCCCGAGAGGCUGAAGAAGGAGCUGGAGGAGGAGCUGCUGCUGAGCAGCGAGGACCUGCGCAGCCACGCCUGGUACCACGGCCGCAUCCCCCGACAGGUGUCAGAAAGCCUUGUGCAGCGAGAUGGCGACUUCCUGGUUCGAGACUCUCUGUCCAGCCCUGGAAACUUUGUCCUGACCUGUCAGUGGAAGAACCUCGCUCAGCACUUCAAGAUCCAGCGGACGGUGCUGCGGCUCAGCGAGGCCUACAGCCGCGUGCAGUACCAGUUUGAGAUGGAGAGCUUCGACUCCAUUCCCGGCCUGGUGCGCUGCUACGUGGGCAACCGCCGGCCCAUCUCCCAGCAGAGCGGAGCCAUCAUCUUCCAGCCCAUCAACAGGACGGUACCCCUGCGGUGCCUGGAGGAGCGCUACGGCACGUCCCCAGGCCGGGUCCGGGAGGCCGACCUCACCGAGGGAAGGCCGGAUGUGGCCAAGAGGCUGAGCUUCACCACGGGCGGCAUCCAGGCCCGAGAGCAGAGCUUGACCAGGGGAAACCUCCUCAGAAAUAAAGAGAAGAGCGGUAGCCAGCCAGCCUGCCUGGAUCACAUGCAGGACAGAAGAGCCUUGUCCCUCAAAGCCCACCAGUCCGAGAGUUACCUGCCCAUUGGCUGUAAGCUGCCCCCAGGUGUGGACACCAGCCCCUGCCCAAACUCACCCGUUUUCAGGACGGGCAGUGAGCCCACCCUGAGCCCAGCCGUAGUUCGAAGGGUCUCCUCGGAUGCGAGGGCGGGGGAGGCGCUGAGGGGCUCAGACAGCCAGCUGUGCCCCAAGCCACCCCCAAAGCCCUGCAAGGCACCCUUCCUUAAGGCCCCCCCGACCCCGUCCUCCUGGCUCAACUCAGAGGCCAACUACUGUGAACUGAACCCAGCCUUUGCCGCAGGCUGUGACAGGGGAGCAAGGCCACCCUUCUGUGCCCAGGACAGCUAUGUGGAGCUGCUGACAGCCAAGCAGAACGGGGCGCCAGGUCCCCGGAACUCUGGCACCAACUACUUGAUCCUUGAUGACGACGAUGGGGCAAGGCCUUGGGAGCCGCCAGCAGCACAGAUGGACAAGGGCCAGGAGGACGAGCGGGAGUUUGUGAUGCCACUCCUGGAGACUGCCUCCUCGUUCAGGCCCAAUGACUUUGAGUCUAAGCUCCUUCCUCCUGAGAACAAGCCCCUGGAGACAGCAAUGCUGAAGCGUGCAAAAGAGCUGUUCACCAACCACGAGCCUAAGGUCAUCGCCCAGCACAUGCUGAGCAUGGACUGCAAGGUCGCUAGGAUACUUGAAGUCUCUGAAGAAAUGAGGAAGAACAUGGGCGUGAGCUCAGGGCUGGAACUCAUUACCUUGCCUUAUGGCCACCAGCUGCGCCUGGAUAUCAUUGAAAGACACAACACGAUGGCCAUCGGCAUUGCAGUUGACAUUCUGGGCUGCACAGGCACUUUGGAGGACCGAGCAUCCACCCUCAAUAGGAUUAUCCAGGUGGCGGUGGAACUGAAAGACUCCAUGGGGGACCUCUAUUCCUUCUCAGCUGUCAUGAAAGCCCUGGAAAUGCCGCAGAUCACAAGGUUAGAAAAAACGUGGACUGCCCUGAGGCACCAGUACACCCAAACUGCCAUCCUCUAUGAGAAACAGCUGAAACCUUUCAGCAAAAUCCUGCACGAAGGCAGAGAGUCCACAUGUGUUCCCCCAAACCAUGUAUCAGUUCCAUUGCUGAUGCCUCUUGUGACCUUAAUGGAGCGCCAGGCUGUCACUUUUGAAGGAACUGACAUGUGGGAAAAAAAUGACGAAAGCUGUGAGAUUAUGCUGAACCAUUUGGCAACAGCCCGACUCAUGGCAGAGGCUGCAGAUAGCUACCGGAUGAAUGCUGAGAGGAUUCUGGAAGGUUUUCAACCAGAUGAAGAAAUGAGUGAAAUCUUCAAGACUGAAUUUCAAAUGCGAUUGCUCUGGGGCAGCAAAGGUGCACAAGUCAAUCAGGCAGAGAGAUACGAGAAAUUCAACCAGAUUUUAACUGCCCUCUCACGCAAACUGGAACCUCCUGCAGUGAAGCAGGCAGAGCUUCGAUAACUCUCCAGAGAACCUGAGGAUAUUAUUUCAAGCUUCUCCAGUUUCUUCUUUGGGAAAGCUUAUCAUUUGAUAAAGUAAUAAUGUGCAAAUCUGACAAUAUACAAGCUUUUAGUAUCCACAGGAUAUUGAACAUGUAAAUUGCACAGAGCACACUUAUUUAUGAACUGUUCAAAAUUACUACUGAUUUUUAAAUGAACGAUAAUUUAUUAUUAAGGUAACUAUGGCUAAUGUUGAUCAGCAAGUUUAAGAGAAGACCUAGCUAUGUUGGCUGGUUGCUUUCUAUUACCAAGGUAUCUGACCAUUUUAGUUUUGAUUCCAUGUCAGAUACGUGUAAAUAGAAAAGAGUUUAAAAGCAUGAGGCAUUUCAGAAGGUAUCAGUUGUAUGAUAUUCUUUAAAUAUGAAAACUGUAAAUAGUCAUAUGAAAAUAUAUCUUUUUGUGAAACAAUUGUAUCCAGUCUCUUUAAUAUUAAACAACUCAUCAUAGUACAGUAAGUACUCCUACCUGCCUGGGGCGCCACUCUAUCUUGCUAGUAAACAAAAACUGAGUAGAAUGGAAAAUUUUAAGGUUUCUGGCUUAGGAGACAGAGUGAAUAGUGAUACAAGGCAAAGCUGGCUCCAGAAGACCUCAGUUCAGACUGAAGCUAUAGUGCUUACUAGGUGUUGGACUUUCGUCAGGUCCCAUAUGCAGCACAGCACUGGUACAAAGUGAGCAUCCACAUGUUUGUUAGUACAUCCAUGACAUCACUUCACAUACUUCAUGUAUCAUCUUCUAGGUUUUUGACUUCUCAAAGAGGAUACUUUCUGGUUUAUCAGUAUCCCUUUCGAUUUUUUUCUAUUGCAAAAAAUUUGAAAUACGAGAUUUUAAAAUCACAAAUUUCUAUCACUCUGCCACUGUCGAACACCAAUUUGCUUUUUCUUCCUGUCUUCUAAAUAAUUUUGGGACAAUACAGAAUAGUUUUAUAUCCAACUUUUCUCAGGUUGUGAAAAUUUCUCCAGGAUGUUAACCUUUGAAAAAAAUACGCUUUAUUGGUUACAGAAGUUACACUGUACCUUAACCAUCACCCUAUUGAUGGUCAUCUUAAAUAUGCCUACUAGAACUAAGUAUGGUCUAUUUAAUACAAUGGAAAUAAUACUAGUUUCAAAUCCUGCACUCUGUAUUUCCAUUAACGUGACCUAAAAUGAGGCCCCUCUCCCAUUUUCUUAAAGGAGCCAUCACACCAUUGUUUUUUUAUUUGGAGAAAAAAACCAAAGCACACUUCUACUUCUGGCAAUUGGUGGUUCUGAUGCACUUAGAAAGCCCUCUCACUAUAACUAAGUCAAUAAUUUUUAAUAAACGUACCUUUUAAUGCACCAUUAAGCUUGACAGAAUGAAAAAGAAAUCCCCAAGGAACAAUCCCGCCCUUU
Messenger RNA from Equus quagga, 4114 nucleotides. RefSeq names its product BCAR3 adaptor protein, NSP family member (gene BCAR3). Gene Ontology annotation, molecular function: phosphotyrosine residue binding; guanyl-nucleotide exchange factor activity. Gene Ontology annotation, biological process: positive regulation of peptidyl-serine phosphorylation; small GTPase-mediated signal transduction. NCBI's taxonomy places the organism in Eukaryota, Metazoa, Chordata, Mammalia, Perissodactyla, Equidae. The record is from RefSeq and is a predicted model, not a curated record. The coding region runs from base 511 to 2709 and encodes 732 amino acids. The transcript is spliced from 10 exons.